Molecule: messenger RNA, 1298 nt
Organism: Tarenaya hassleriana
Lineage: Eukaryota; Viridiplantae; Streptophyta; Magnoliopsida; Brassicales; Cleomaceae
Exons: 11
Coding region: 87-905 (272 amino acids)
Biological process (GO): positive regulation of SREBP signaling pathway
Source: RefSeq, a predicted model, not a curated record
AAGAGCACUGAAGGAAAAGAAGGCGAAGGCGUCUAUAGUGUUCGGAGCCUCGAUUUGAUCCAAGAUUCGUCAUUUCUCCGACAAGAAUGCCGCAAUCUGGGUCGAACUUGUUCCUCGUACUCCUCCAUCUCCUGGGCUUCUUAUUUCCGUGGAGAAUUUCUGCGAUUAGGAAGGACAUUGGGUUUGGAGAAGUGCGGAAUUGCAGAACGACCGUUCAAGGAAGAUACUUGAUCUCCGAUGACAGUGGAUAUGUAUGCGAUGCUUUGUCAAUAGAUUCACGGACCCGUUGCUGUCCUGGGAAAGGAGAAAGAUUUUCUUGUCAUGGAUGCAACCUUCUUUCACAGUGCUGCAGCUCUUACGAGUUUUGUGUUUCUUGCUGUUUGAAUCCUGCUCGGACACUUCAAGGGCAAGUGAUUAAGGUGAAGGUUGCAAAGCCGGCAACAGCAGGGACUUAUAUGAAUGUCUUUGACUUCUGUGCUGGGAGGUGCCGUCAUAAUUCUGAGAGUGUGGUUCAUGAAAAUGCUUACCACAGCGAUUUCCACCAUUGUUUUUCUCUGACCUCGAAUGCAUCAGGAGCUAAUGUUACACAAGUCGAGACAAGAUUGCUUGGAAUUGACGUUAUUGUCGGAAGGCAAGGAGAAUCGUGCGAUAGGGUCUGCAGAUCACGUGGACAGUCAUGUGUCAUGAAUAAACUAGCCCUUCUAAAUCAGUGUGACAUUAUGCAAAGAUAUCUGAGCUGCAAAGGAACAUGCUUAGCAAGUGUUGGGGCUGACCAGCCUGCUGAAGUUGUCCAUGAUGCGCCCAGAGAUUUGAACCCGGGAGCGUGCUUAUAUACCCGGACAGAAUCGAUGCUUUCAUGUGAUGGUUCACACCAAUACACCCGGAGACUCUGCCCAUGCGCCUAGUGCAUACCGCUCGUCAGUAUCGAGCCAUUUAGCAUUCCUAGCAUUUCCUUGCAACGAUCGGGCAUAGAGCGUACAUUCUGCCAUUGGCUACACGUAGUAUGUGUGUCGAAAAGGAUUUGUCUGGUGCCAACAUAAACAAUCUGGGAAUUAGCUUUGGGUUUAGGAAAAGAUCCUGGGGUUUGCUUGGCGAAAGCGGUAAAAGAAGAAACCCAAACAGAUGGUGGGCAGGAUGAUUCCAAUGGAGCAAGUUUGUAGAGUUUGGGGUUUAGAGCAAGUUGCUGUCCAAAAAUUGCAAAUCUGAACGCCUGCUCAAGUUUUGUAUCUACCCUAUGAAAGAAAAAACGUCUGGAAAGAGACAUUAUUGUCUGUGUAGCGUAUUUGUGCUCCUGCAUA